Messenger RNA from Staurois parvus, 424 nucleotides. The record is from the annotation of a GenBank genome assembly. Lineage: Eukaryota; Metazoa; Chordata; Amphibia; Anura; Ranidae.
AGAGCCGAAGAUGUCAGCUCAGUCAUGUGAUCAGCUGUGUCCAAUCACAGCUGAUCCCAUGGCACUGAUGAUCAGUGUGCCCUGAAGAUCUGUGUAGCCCCAGCAGUGCCACCUGUCAGUGUCCAUCAAUGCCAGCUCUCAGUGCUCAUCCAUGCCACCUGCCAGUGCCCAUCAGUGCCACAACAGUGCCACAUUUCAGUGCCUACCAGUGCACAUCAAUGCCACAUAUCCGUGCCCAUUUGAGCUGCCUUUCAGUGUCACCCAUCAAUGCCAGUCAGUGCCACCUAUCAAUGCCAGUCAGUGCCACCUAUCAGUGCUGCCAAUCAGUGCCACCUAUCAGUGCCAGUCAGUGCCGCCUAUCCGUGUGCCUCAGUGCCGCCUAUCAGUGCCCGUCAGUGCUGCCUAUCAGUGCCACCUAACAGUG